UGCCAGCUCAACGCAAAGAUUAAAUGCACUCCAAAUGGAAUUUAUUUUGAAGCAACUGACAACAGUGAAGCCUUCAUGAUGCCACUGGGCCCACAGAUGACCCCACAAGUGACAAAUCAUGACCCCGAAGACCAAGUAUUUUGGAUGAAACUCACGUCACCUACUUCUUUCCUCCAAUUGGAGUGGGAAACAUGGAGACCUCUGAUAAUGAACCACUAUGACAAGUCCAAAGAGCCCUUCCUCCCUCUCCAUUGCACCAUGUUUUAUGACAAAGGACAGAAACAGGAAGACUACGAGGAAAGCUGGGAUGAAGAAAUUAACAACAAAACAACUGUCAUCCAAUAUGCUGACAUAAUGGUUGGGCCACAAGGAGCCGCAGCCGUUGUCAAGUUUCCUGAAAAAGACAUUGCUGAAUGGUUCCAGGUCGCUGACUCAGCACCGCAUGUCACAUUGCUGAUUGCUGACAAGUACGAGUCACAUGACCUGGGUCCCAUGAUUCAAGAAGCCAAGAAAGUCACCGAAUGGAUUGAUACGGCGUGGAACCGGAUCAGUGUAUCAAAAGAUGGACUAUUCUUCAAGAUCUCAUUUUCACAAGCAGAUGAAGCAAUAGCAGAACACAUCAAAGUGCCUGGGAAAAGACAAAUGGCGGUGACUGAAGAGCAUGCAUCACUAUUAGAACAAGUUCCUGAGCAGGUGAAAGCAGCUCACAACCGAGACGAGACACGUAUCCCAGUGGACGUCAGAGACGUCCAAGUCGGUGACAAAGUGUUCAUACGAGUGUUUAAACGUCAGUGGAACGAACCUCGUAGGGAAGGGCCUUUUAAAGUUGUUCUUACCACUCCCACUGCCCUAAAAGUUGAAGGUAAGCCCUUCUGGUUCCAUAAAAACCACUGCACACGUCAUCGUCCACCAGACCCACCUGGCCUUGAUCCAGGACCGACGGGCUCUGCGCAUGCUGAAAGGGCAGCAGCAAGUCUCCCUCCGCAUAACACCAUAGCACAUUCACAGGCGUCUGAUGUCGUACCUGGGGCGAGCGCUGAUGCAUCCUCGACCCCGUCAUCAUCUGAUGGCCAGAGACGAUCAGCCCGCUUGGCAGCCCGACGGUCUCCACUGUCAGGGGACUCUGAGAAUGAUAGUGUUCAUUCUUUUGUUUCCGAUUCGCCUUCUGACUCUGGCAGCAGUAAUGCUGAUUCUCCUGCCACUCAGAGUCCUGGCAGGCCUGUCUCAGACUCACCCAGCCCUGAGGCACUGGAAGAACCUUUUUUUCCUCACUCAUCAGACAGUGCUGGAACUGUUUCCCCUUCCUCACCUGCACCUUCCCUACCCCCUCCCUCCCUUUCCACUUCCUCGGACAGCACGUCUGGGUCGGCGAGCGGGUCGUGUCCGCCCACUCCAUCGCCGUCUGGGCGUCUCUCGUAUGCGUCUUCUUCCGAAACUGACUAGUUUUCUUCUUUUGUUAACCCUUUUCGGGUUAACAAGGGGGGAUCUUAUUAAGCUCACCACUAACAAUGCACACUCACACUCACACUUAAAGCGUCAAACAGAGACAUGUGCACUAGCAAUGAUAACACUAGCUACUAACCAGGGGAUAAUCAGCAAUAACGGUGGGGAGAAUAAAUCAUUAAUGCAUGUGCAAACUGAAGGUUAUGACUAUGUGAUGUCUGAAGAAAUUUUAGGAGACGAGUCAAUGGGAAAACAUUGGCUUGGAACUCCACAAAGCAUGGACUGCCGUGGGGAUGGGAUGGUGAUCAUUACGGUAAGAUGCAAGACAGACAUGUGCCAAAACAUACUAACAAAGCAAAUAAUGACGAUAGAAAAAGCUCAUAGAGUAGUAAAGUUAAUAAACAAAAGACAGAAAAGGGAUUUAAGUAUUUUAAAAACGUCACAUUGGGAGACAAACAUGUUCCAACAAUGGAUACAGUUCUCAGUUCAGACAAUGUUUGAAGCUAAAAAUCGUCCUAAAGAUGAUUGUAUCUUCUGCUAUAAUGCUAAGAAAUUACCAUCCCUUCAGAUUAUACCUGGAAGUAAAAUAGGUGAUUGCCCAGACAUAUCAGAGUGCUUUGCUUUCU
Fundulus heteroclitus (mummichog) is the source of this 2069-nucleotide messenger RNA. Its product is annotated as actin cytoskeleton-regulatory complex protein PAN1-like. NCBI's taxonomy places the organism in Eukaryota, Metazoa, Chordata, Actinopteri, Cyprinodontiformes, Fundulidae. The record is from RefSeq and is a predicted model, not a curated record. The coding region runs from base 76 to 1443 and encodes 455 amino acids. The transcript has 2 exons.